AAAUUAUUUUCUAAGGCGGAGUUGUUAGUGCGACGGGACGCUCGCAGAAGGCAGGGUGGAGGGGCGCGGAGGAUCGCGGAGGGCCGCCCUGCUCCCGCCCCUGCCGCGUCCAUCCCGUUCCGUCCCGUCCCGUCCCCUCCCGUGCCCGCCGAGCCCGAGCCCGACCCCACCCGGCCGCCGGCCCGCCCCUCCUUCGCGGCGCUCGCUGCCGCGCACGGGGCUCGAAAGAUGGAGGACUACGGGCGAUUCCUGGCGCUCCUGGCCUCUUCGCUGCUGGUCGGCUUCGUGUCGGUCAUCCUCUCCCUCGUCUGGGUCUUCCACUACCGCGAGGGGCUGAGCUGGGACGGCAGCCCGGCGGAAUUCAACUGGCACCCCGUCCUCAUCAUCACGGGCUUCGUCUUCAUCCAGGGCAUCGCUAUUAUUGUGUACAGAUUGCCCUGGACCUGGAAGUGCAGCAAACUCCUAAUGAAGUUCAUACAUGCUGGAUUAAAUACUAUAGCUAUGAUUCUUGCAAUCGUUUCUAUGGUAGCUGUGUUUGAUUUCCACAAUGCCAAGAACAUUCCUAACAUGUACAGUCUGCACAGCUGGAUUGGGCUGACUGCUGUUAUAUUUUAUUCUCUCCAGCUGUUCUUGGGUUUCGCUGUCUUUCUGCUCCCGUUUGCUCCGGUUCGUCUCCGCGUAGCUCUCAUGCCAAUACACGUUUAUUCAGGUCUCGCCAUCUUUGCAACAGUGAUUGCAACAGCUCUCAUGGGAAUCACAGAAAAGCUUAUAUUUGCAUUGAAAAAUCCUGCAUACAGUGCAUCCCCACCAGAAGCAACUUUGGUCAACUGCCUUGGUCUUUUGCUUGUCAUAUUUGGUUCACUUAUUUUGUGGAUGGCAAGCAGGCCCCAUUGGAAGCGGCCCCCAGCAGAGAAUGCUAAAAUUCUGAGGCCCAUUGGAGCAACUCCUGAAGGCACAGAAGUAGAAUCCACAAUGACAAACAGUAGUAAUGCAGAUAAAGCUGAUCUGAGGAGCAAUACUGAAGCAGCCAGAAAACAGAACAUCAAAUUUGAUGAAGCAGGACAAAGAUCAACUAUGUAAAGAAAAUACACAGAAUAGAAGUACCUCAAAAUUCCCCCUGGUGAGGGUCAUUCUAAUGUAGUUUUAUUGAUAUAUAAGUAGGUUAGGGGUUCAUUUUCAGUAUGGCUUGCUGAAAGAUACUCAAGUUUUCUGCAUAUGUAUUUAAAUUCCUAUAAGUCCCAAGCCUAUUUUAUUGGUCCAUGACUAGUCCAUGCCUUGUUUAAAAAAACAAGAGCAUGAAUGGGAAUAUCACAUCAUUGGAAACUGUCUUACAUAUCACUUCUUAAUUUAAUGCUUGCUUAUAUCUCUUAUAGUCAUGAAAAAUUUAACAAGAAUUCCAACUAAAUUUUGCUCUUGAGUGCUUUUGCAAGUUAUGAAUCAGCCAUGAAGUAUACCAUAGAGAAUAAUUUAGUUUGUCACACAUACAUUUCCUGGUAAUGUUCACUUUUUUAAAGCUCUGAUUUCUGUAGCUGAUUAACCCCUGACUGGCUGCUAUGUUCUAUGGGAUUUGAGGUCAUUCUGCACUUUACAGAGUUGCUUCAUAAAAAUGUUUAUUCUAAAAUUUUUAAUUAAAAAAAAGAAAAGUUUGCUAGAUAUAUUCAUAAAAUGUUAUAUUUCCUUUAGAAACUUCUGGGGGGUUUUG
Agelaius phoeniceus (red-winged blackbird) is the source of this 1702-nucleotide messenger RNA. It is a transcript of the gene CYBRD1, whose product is annotated as cytochrome b reductase 1. NCBI's taxonomy places the organism in Eukaryota, Metazoa, Chordata, Aves, Passeriformes, Icteridae. Gene Ontology annotation, molecular function: oxidoreductase activity. Gene Ontology annotation, cellular component: lysosomal membrane. The record is from RefSeq and is a predicted model, not a curated record.